AUGUCUGUAGAUACCCUACAAAAUACUACCCACAGGUUUUCUGAUGUAGCUGGAGAACCAUGUAUUAUGUUAGCACCAAUUGAAGGUUUUAACAUAAAACCAUUAGUGACACUUGAAGAAGCUACUGAACCAUUAUAUAACAUUGUUCCUCGUGUUGGUACCUACGUAUAUAUAGUCAAAGAACGUGCUAAAAAUCCAGUAGAUGAUCUUUCAGUUGAUGAAUCAGCUUCAAUUGCAUUAUAUACAAUGGAAUGGGAACCAUAUACAGAAUCACUUUAUUAUAUUCUUAAUCAAACAUUACGUAAUGAAGAUCGAAAAAGUUUGAAACAAUGGUUUCUUUAUCUUAAGCUUAUCUUUACUGCUUUAUCUCGUCUUCCAUCAGUAAAUGUAACUGUUUAUCGUGGAGUUAAAGAUAUAAUUGAAAGUGAACAUGAAAAAUAUAAAGUAGGAAAAAGACUUGUUUGGUGGGGGUUUUCAUCAUGUUCAGCAAUUCGGGAUGUUUUCGAAACAGAUCAUUUUCUUGAACAAAGUGGUAUAAGAACAUUAUUUAUUAUUGAUUCCAUUAGAGGAAAAGAUAUUCGGAACCAUUCAUAUUUUAGAAAAGAAAAUGAAAUAAUACUUUUACCUGCUACUCAAGUUGAAGUUAUUCGUUAUGAACAACAAGAAAAUAAUUUACAUGUUAUUCAUCUUGAAGAAAUCGAAUCACCAUAUGUUCUAUUGGAACCUGUAUCUUCAGAAAAAGAAAUUCCAGAUGUAAAAAAACCAUCAACGUGGACAAGUAAGGUACGAACAGCAAUAAUAUUUCCCACGAUAAUUGCACGUUACCGCACGGCACAGCUUAAUGAAUGCAUUCAACGGUGCAAGCCUCAAGCUGCAGCUUAUUUAAAUGGAAGACGUCUUUCUAAAUCUGAUCUUGAAACUGUUGUUCAGCAAGUAAUGAUUGACAAACAAUGUCAAGCUUUAUUUUUAAGGGAAAGUAAAAUAACAGCUGAAGGAGCAUAUAUCAUUUCUGAAGCUCUACGUGAAAAUUAUUCAUUAGAAAGAUUGUUUCUCAAUCAUAAUAAAAUUGGUGAUGAUGGUACAAAAUAUCUUGCUCGAGCACUUUCAGGUGAUAAUAAUUCAACUCUUAACCCUUUGAGUCCGGGUGUCCUAUAUAUAGGACGCAGUUUAAAUAUUUAUAAAUAG
Rotaria sp. Silwood2 is the source of this 1185-nucleotide messenger RNA. Lineage: Eukaryota; Metazoa; Rotifera; Eurotatoria; Philodinida; Philodinidae. The record is from the annotation of a GenBank genome assembly.